AUGGUCAUUCAGAACGUCUUAGCCGCGACGCCGCAGCGAGUGCUUCACACAUCCAUCGCCCACUUUACAAAACCUGCAGCCUCUGGUGCGCAUGUGUUCACACAAUAUCUCGUGCGAGUCUCAGACGAGCGCUCCCCCAAUCUUAACUGGACAGUUUAUCGACGCUACUCAGAAUUUCGUAACUUAAAGCUCGCAGUGGAGGAAGCUGUCAAGCGCGGUGACAUGUGCAAUCAUUGUGCCAUUAUGUCCAGGCGCACGUGUUUUGUUCUCUUUCCCCACCGCCGGAUUUUUAAUAACAUGAAUGUUAAGAUCCUUGAGGCGCGACGCAUUGGACUUAAUGUUUUUCUUGACGCCGUCGCCAAGCACGCACGCACUUGUCGAGAAAGCAUGACGUGUCAGACGCGACCAUUGAUGGACAAGUUCCUAAUGGUGAACGACAUGCGCUACACAUAUUUGAAUAUCAACAUAAGUGAGACUAGAGGAGACGACGAACGCAGGAAGAACUCUGUAAGCGAAAAGCACGCGACGAUGACUGGUGUCCCGCAUCGUUCUGUUUCGGUAAGUAGCACUGAUCGUCUAAGCAGAUACUCAGACUACCGCGAAGAAGGUGUGCGGAGUUGCACAGAAGAAUGGACACACACCAACUAUGACGGGCUGGCACAGUCGACCGAUCCAACGGUAGAUCAGUCGCUAAAAGAGUCUUACAUACAGGAAAGUACACAGCUGGGCUUCCACCUUUGCCAGGAAGAGAGUGGAGUGGUGGUGAAACGUAGUACAGUGCCUCAUAUUCUAGCCUACACGAAUAGCCGGUGCUAUAGUAACAGCUCGUGGAUCGAUAAUAACUCGUCUCGGCUUAGCCUCACCUUCGAAUGUGUAGGCUCAGCUUACAAGCCACCCUCCAACACAUCCACAUCCACAUCCCGUCAUUCAGACCCUGGUCUUGCUCGAAAUGAGUUGCUUAAUUUCUCACGUGGUAGUUUUUCAGGCGGUGGCCGCCAGCACCACGCUGAAAGCCGCCCACGCCCACGCUCGCGCAAGGUAUAUUUAUCAUCGGCUGCUAAACGCGUGAAAAAGCUAGAAGAAGCAGAGGCGCGCUUUUCUUUGCAGGCUCAAAUCCGAAAGCCUAAGUGCCUCCCUCGUCUAUCAACCAUACCCGAAUAG
Messenger RNA from Plasmopara halstedii, 1161 nucleotides. Its product is annotated as phox-domain containing partial. The transcript has a single exon. The coding region runs from base 1 to 1161 and encodes 386 amino acids. Gene Ontology annotation, cellular component: intracellular membrane-bounded organelle. NCBI's taxonomy places the organism in Eukaryota, Oomycota, Peronosporomycetes, Peronosporales, Peronosporaceae. Gene Ontology annotation, molecular function: phosphatidylinositol binding. The record is from RefSeq and is a predicted model, not a curated record.